Messenger RNA from Emiliania huxleyi CCMP1516, 1193 nucleotides. RefSeq lists its product as hypothetical. The transcript is spliced from 11 exons. Bases 20 to 934 code for a protein of 304 amino acids. The record is from RefSeq and is a predicted model, not a curated record. NCBI's taxonomy places the organism in Eukaryota, Haptophyta, Isochrysidales, Noelaerhabdaceae.
CUCAGUGGGAGUGCGGCACAUGCACACUGCUCAACAAUUUGGAAGCGAAAAAGUGCCUCGCGUGCGGCACGAAGCGGCGGCGCCCCGCCCCCACUCCCACCGCGAGAUGCGAGACCAAGGUGCGCCGGCUGGGCGACGCAGCGACCUCCUCUCUCUCGAGCGGCUCCUCUCUCGCGCGCCGACUUCCGGGAGGAGGUCCUCUUCCAGGAGGAGCGGCGGAGGCCGGCGCGGAGGAGGCGGCCGACGGCGGCGUCGUGGCCCACGGCGCGUCCUCCUCCGCGGCCGGGCUGCGCGAGGCGCCACUCUCGCGCGCGGCGCUGCGGCUCGCUGCCGAGGAGAGGGUGGCACGCGCGGCGCAGGCGCUGCGGGAGGCGGACGCGCGCGUGGUCCGGGCCGAGGAGGAGCGGAGGGCCGCGGAGGCGGCGCUGCAGGCUGCGUACGGCGAGCUCGAUUGGUCCCCUCCGGGCGAGGUCGAGGCGUCGAGCACGCCCGAGUCGUCCCCCACCGCCGACGCCGGCUCCGUCGUUGGCGCCGAGGCGGCGGGCGGGGACGCGCACGCCGCAGCGGAGGCGCCGCCCGACGGGUUGCGGCCAGAGGAGGGGCUUCGGCCCGAGGAGGGGAUGCGGCCCGAUCGGCUGGGCGAGGCGUGGCGGGACGGCCGUGGCAAGGAGGAGGCCGGCGGGCCGGGGCAAGGAGGAGGCGUCCUCCGCGUCGAAGGCCUCAACGCGCAGGCGACGCGAGAGUCGGCGACGCGAGAGUCGGUCCGCGAGCUCUUCCAGCCGCACGGAGAGGUGGUCGAGGCUGCGAUGCGGGCAGCAAAGUACGAGCAGCGCAGGGCGGCGGACCCGCGCACACCGUGGCCGCUGAGGGUGGCGGAGGCGUCGACGGAGCCUCGCGGCCCGUCGGUCAAGUGGGAGGAGCCCUCGCAGAAUGAGGCCGACCCCCUCUCCUUGGACCAGCCCGCCGAGGGAGAGCCCUCCUCCGACGAGGACGCGCUGCACCACCUCAUGUACUCCCCCGCCGAGGAUGCCCUCCUCGGCCUGACGCCGCGCGACUUCGAGUACUUGCCGCCCGAGCCGUCGCCGCUGUCCGGACGCUACUCGGACAGGCCCUACUCGCCAGGCAGGUCGGAGCUUUCCCCCUACCCGGCGAGCUUGCCAGAGCGCCUCGGGGGCCCUUGGUUCACCACCUGA